Anguilla rostrata (American eel) is the source of this 1123-nucleotide messenger RNA. It is a transcript of the gene nol7, whose product is annotated as nucleolar protein 7. NCBI's taxonomy places the organism in Eukaryota, Metazoa, Chordata, Actinopteri, Anguilliformes, Anguillidae. The transcript has 8 exons. Gene Ontology annotation, molecular function: RNA binding. The coding region runs from base 25 to 762 and encodes 245 amino acids. Gene Ontology annotation, cellular component: nucleus; nucleolus. The record is from RefSeq and is a predicted model, not a curated record.
CACGAUGUUGUUUCUGAUUUAAAGAUGGCGAAAAAGCAGCAUGGGAAAGUAGGCGUCCAAAUGGGUAAGCAAAAAAGUAAGAAAAUAACAGAAAAUUUACAUUUAGGAGUCGCAUCCAGCGAAGAGGACGACGAUGAGGCCCCAGAAGAGGUGACAUUCGAGGAUUCUAAAGCGGUGGCCUUACGGAGUAUGCGAGAGGCCAUUGAUACCGCAAGAAGAGAAAAAGAAUUAUUGAAGGAAAAACGAAGAAAGAGGCAGGAACUGUUCCAGGAGCAAAAGAAAAGAAAGCUUCUCCCCGAUGAUAUCCUGGAAGAAAUAGACUCUACUAUUCCAAAAAAGCCAAAGGCAUCCAAAGUUCAAGCUGAAAAAGCAGGGGAUGGAGAGGAGGCAAGCUCCUCUGGAGUUGAGGAGAGUGGUGGAUCAGACACAGAUGGGGUAGAAGAAAAGGGGGAGGCAAAGAAGAAGAAGAAGAAGCGGAAGAGACGAAGCUUGAAGGGGAACAGUAGCGUUAUGAGAUUGAAAGACCAAUCCCUGUCCAGCAAGCAGCAGCAGAGCGCCCUCGAUUUCAUCCAGUCCCGCCUGUAUGGUCCGGGGGCCAACAGAACCACAGUCAAUCAGCUUCUUUCACUGCAAAACAAGAGGGCCUUAAACAAAACCGCCGCCGUACAAUUUGUGGACAAGCAGUGGGGUGCAGAGAAGAAGGAGGAGGCAGAGAAGUUCAAGAAGAGGUGGAAGAACAAGCAGGGGGUGGGGCUGAGCUGAGGGUGGGGCGGAGCCACUGUGGAGAGCUCCACCCAAGUGUCCUCCCUCACUCAGACUGGAAUGUGGGGCUACGGACUCAUGUUGACCCAAUACUGCCCUCUGUAGGAAUGACCAAUCUUCUGGUCAAACCGCAGCUAUGUUGCAAAAUUGAAAGUAACAUGAUGUUGUCAAAACUAUUGGAGAGGAACAUUUUCUGUUCCUUGUUUAUUUUUUGUAAAGUAUAAAUAAAGUUUUCCUCAAACCAUGUUUUGUACUAUAACAGGGUUAUAUUGCACACACUUCUGGAAGCGACAACGAUCGUUUCCCAUAUGGAUAUCUCUUACUUGAUGAUGCAGAAUAAAAGUUUUGUGUGUGCAAAUUA